Messenger RNA from Knipowitschia caucasica, 1449 nucleotides. The record is from the annotation of a GenBank genome assembly. NCBI's taxonomy places the organism in Eukaryota, Metazoa, Chordata, Actinopteri, Gobiiformes, Gobiidae.
AUGGCGCUCGUUGGCCUUUCAACCCAGGACCUGCUAACAAAGAUACGUGAGGCAGGUGUAGAGGUGACUGAAGUCGAAGCCCAGAGAUUCAGAGAUAAUGAUGUGGAUGGUGAAACAGUUGAUUGUGGCCUCACAGAGAAUAUGAUUGCCUGCUUGUUUCAUGGAUCUUUUAAGAAGCAGGUCAAAUUUAGUCAGUUUGUGAGCAAGUUAAAAGAGCCAGUGGUAACACUAACUUUAGAGCCUGUGCCUCCAGAAGAAUGUCAGCAACCUACUUGCUCAGCCACAUUAUGCAGUGGACCUAGUGGAAGACUGCCCACUACAUUUGACAUCCCAGCAUUCCCCAGGCACCUACAAACAAAACUUGACAACAAGGAACCAUGUCAGAGAAACCCGAAGGACAGACACAUAAUAAUCAGGGUUCUCUAUGAAGCGAUGGCACAAUACACAAUGUAUCCCACAAAUUUGGAAUAUGUGCAAGCUGUAAAGACACUAAUUGUGAGAUAUCCUUUCCUGAAGGAUCUCGAGGGAAAUGGUUAUCAUACAUGGCAUAUGUCUUUGAGGCGUAAGUUCAAAUCAGAGCGUGCCCCCCUGGUUUACAACGAUGAAGUGAGGUUAAGUAAGGAGAAGUUUUGCCGCAAGACAUCAGUGCAAUCUGUAGAAACUGCAAGAACCAAUCUGAGAAAUCUGUCCGAGGCAUCAAGUGUUCUUGGUGAGGAUCCAUCCUCCAUUGAUGCUCAUGUGAAGAUGUUACAUAGCCAGUACCAGAAGAUGCAUCCAGACCUCAUGAUUGUACAAGACCGUAUGCAGCAAACCUUUGCAUGGCGGCAAAAGGAGAUAGCAGAUGGCAUGACUGUGGAGGAAACCGUCAAGAAGUACCCUUUCUUAAGGACACCGGCUGUGUUGUACAAUGAGUUGGAAUGGAUCCAUCCAGCAAUAGGGAACGUGUGUCAGCGAUUCAAUGAAGGCUUCAGCUGUAUUGUGUCAAAGGUUCUCAAUCUGGCUCGAGGGAAAUCCCCGCUGUCUAAACUCUACCUGGAAGCAAGAGAAGAGGCUCUCACAGAGGAUCUACCAGAUAUUGACUUCAGAGCUGCCCUCAUCUUUCUGCCACACAUCUUCAAGGAGAACAUUGAUUGCUUUAUUACUCUUGGAGAGAGUGAUCCUGCCACUCCAUACCCAACUAUUCAACUGACGGAUCGAGACUGGAAAAUGGCCUUCACCAGGAGAGCUUCAAACAUUGUGAAAGUGGACGGCAUAGAGUUGUGUCACACCUCAGCAAUUGACGAGGGAAUCAUCUCUGCUUUCUGUGCUUACUUUGUGUUCAACCUAGCAUUUCCACGACACCUGAAGAACACACUGAUGUUUCUCCAAAGAUACAUCGUCAAAAUAGUUGUGGAUAGUGAUAAGCCUCUGCCAAUAACUAUCACCAGGCAAGUAAACCUCCUGUAUUGA